GAAAAUGUCGACGACAGCGUGUGACGUGUAGUUUACGGUUGUUAGAUUGUUAACAAAAUGGAAUACUUUAAAAGUAGCUUAAAAUCUGUUUUAGGCUCUACUCCCGUGGAAAAUGAACCAUCGGGCGCAGACACGGUGGAACGCUUGGUAGACAGGUUACAGUCUUCAACACUGUUAAACGACAGACGUGAUGCUUGUCGAGCACUUAAAGCUCUUUCACGUACUUAUCGUGUUGAGGUAGGAGCACAGGGCAUGGAUGCAUUGAGACAAACAUUAGAAGUUGAUAGAACCGAUUGUGAAAUUAUUGGUCUUGCAUUGGAUACACUUUGCAAUAUAACUAAUCCCAGAACAUUUGAUGAAGAAGUGGACAAACAUGGACCUACAAACAAAGUCGGGGAACAAUUUACAGAAAUAUUUAUCAAAAACUCUGACAGCAUUGGAUUAGUACUGACACUUUUAGAAGAAUUCGACUUUAAUGUUAGAUGGCCAGCAUUGAAGUUACUGAUGCACUUGUUGACCAACAGACCAAAGGAUAUACAAGAAAUAAUUUUAGUCAGUCCUAUGGGUGUUUCAAAAUUAAUGGAUCUUCUGGGAGAUAGCAGAGAAGUCAUACGUAACGAUGUAUUACUGCUUCUCAUUCAGUUAACAAAAGCCAAUGCAAACAUACAAAAAAUUGUGGCUUUUGAGAAUGCAUUUGACAGAAUUUUUGAUGUUAUUGCACAAGAGGGUAAUGCAGAAGGUGGUAUUGUAGUGGAAGAUUGUUUGUUGCUGAUGUUGAACCUUUUAAGGGGUAACGUCAGUAACCAAAAUUUUUUUAAAGAAGGUAGUUAUAUCCAGAAACUGAUACCGAUGUUUCAAAUACCACCCGAAACAGAAGAUAAUCCUUUGGGUGGAUGGAGUUCACAGAAGGUAUCGAAUGUUCAUUGCAUGGUACAAGUGGUUCGUGCAUUGGUAGCACCAAGUGGACCUGCUCAGGCGGUAGCAAGUUGUCAACGAAUCAUGAGAGCGUGCGGAUUACUGCAAGCUUUAUGCAACAUAUUGAUGGCCAGUGGUGUGCCCGCGGACGUGUUAACAGAGACAAUUAAUACAGUCGCCGAAGUUAUCCGAGGAAACGCCAGUAAUCAAGAAUUUCUAGCUGGAGUAAUGGCACCUAGUAGUCCUCCCAGACCUGCGAUCGUUGUUUUACUUAUGUCGAUGGUAAACGAGAAGCAACCGUUCGUGCUGAGAUGUUCCGUUCUCUAUUGUUUCCAGUGUUUUUUAUAUAAAAAUGAGAUGGGACAAAGUCAGUUGAUUCAGACGUUAUUGCCGCAGGGUAAUGAGAUGCCAUCUUUGACAACAGGACAGUUGUUGUGCGGAGGUUUAUUCUCCCCCGAUUCUUUGUCAAAUUGGUUUUCCGCCGUGGCGUUAUCGCAUGCAUUGAUCGACGAUGGCACGCAGAAGGAACAGUUACUCCGUGUACUUCUUGCGACUAAUAUCGGAAAGCCACCAGUGACCCUAAUGCAACAAUGCGUCAUGUUGCUGCAACAAGGCAACAAAACGCAAUGCAAAUUAGGGCUUUUAAUGCUACUUUGCAGGUGGACCGCGCACUGUCCAGCAGCGGUGAAAUCAUUUUUACUUAUCGAUUCUUCUGUAGCUUAUUUAACUGCGUUAUUGUCGUCACAGGAGAAUAACGAUGAUUUACAAGAAACAUUGUUGCAAAGUAUGUGCGCCAUAUUGAUUGGAUUGUGCAUACAUUUUAAUGAUAACAGUGUUUCGAAUUACACAAAGGAAAAACUGUGCGAUUUAGUUGAAAAUCGAAUUGGAUUAGAAAGGUUUCAGGAUGCAAUCGGUGGCCUGGCUAGACACGAGGUAUAUUCAAGAACGUUAAAACAUCCUCAACCUUCGGCGAAAAAUCCUUCGGAACUUUUAUUGGACCAUGAAUUCUGUAGACUGUCGAAAGCAUUAGAAGGUAUGAUAACAAAGUCAGUUGUAGAUACGAGCAGUUUGCAUCAUAGAAAUCAAAUUACAACACCGCUACCGCCAGACUCUGUACUGGUAGCUCAGUAUAAGGAAGUUAUUCGAGAACAAGAUUUACAAAUACAAAAACUGAAUCACAUUACGGAAUCACUUGCCAAGGAAAAGCACGAACUCGAAUUACAAAUACAUGAUCUUCGGUCUACCAUUCAUCACUUGAAAGAUCAAAAUUUAGUGUUGCGAGUAGCACAAACUAACAUGUUGUCGGAAGGAACAGAAUCUACCGACGCAGUGGCUAAUGUAGAUUCCGCGAAGGAGCUAGAGAAAAGCAGAAACGUUAUUAAAGAGUUGGAAAAUCACUUGACAGAGUAUGCUUCUACGAUAAAGGACUAUAAACAGAGACUCGAAGAAAAAGACGAGACUGGUAUUGAACAGAAAUUAAAAGAAAAAUCUGAAGAAUUGGAGAAGUUGAAAAAGGAUCAAGAAGAUCUUUUCGAACUUUUAACGGAUCAAGAUAGUAAAAUUACGCUAUACAAGGAAAGGUUGAUCGCAUUAGGAGAAAAGGUUGAUACAGAUGAAAGUUCAGUAGAACUUGAUACUGACGAUCAACCAGAAUCAACCAAUUCGAUAGAUCGAAUCAAUUAA
Messenger RNA from Dufourea novaeangliae, 2598 nucleotides. RefSeq names its product general vesicular transport factor p115 (gene p115). The coding region runs from base 58 to 2598 and encodes 846 amino acids. Lineage: Eukaryota; Metazoa; Arthropoda; Insecta; Hymenoptera; Halictidae. The record is from RefSeq and is a predicted model, not a curated record. Gene Ontology annotation, biological process: intracellular protein transport; vesicle fusion with Golgi apparatus; endoplasmic reticulum to Golgi vesicle-mediated transport. Gene Ontology annotation, cellular component: endoplasmic reticulum; Golgi stack; Golgi membrane. The transcript has 12 exons.